AUGUGGGACUACAAAUCGCGCCGAAUCUUGAUCCUACUGGACAAUAUCUACAACUUUGAUAAGACUGGCUUUGCAAUGGGCCUUUGUGAAUAUCAGAAACCUAUCUACGAGCUUAAAUCAGCAUAUAACCAGGUUGAGGGCAUGGCCGAUAACCAAGAUCCAGGCCAUAGCCUGUCACAACAAUCAGAAACAGUUUUCGAGCAGCAGGACUAG
Messenger RNA from Aspergillus nidulans FGSC A4, 213 nucleotides. RefSeq lists its product as uncharacterized. The record is from RefSeq and is a predicted model, not a curated record. Bases 1 to 213 code for a protein of 70 amino acids. The transcript has 4 exons. NCBI's taxonomy places the organism in Eukaryota, Fungi, Ascomycota, Eurotiomycetes, Eurotiales, Aspergillaceae.